AUGCAAAACCGAUUGAAACAUUUGGAAAGCCUUGUCAAAGGGGCAAUGGCAAGCCAGCCACCAGAUGAGCAUCAACCCAUCCAUGCUGGGGCUACAUCGCAUCCGCCUUUACCGGAUAAUUAUGCUGGAAUGGAUAUCUCUGGCCGGUUGGUAGGACUGAAUGACACGACCUACAUUGGGGGCAGUCACUGGGCAGCAAUACUGGAGGAUAUUGAGGAAAUGAAAGGUUAUUUUAGCGAAGAUAUCGAAGAAACCUCAUUGGGUGUUGGGAGCACGCGGCCGGAUAUCUCUUUGCUCUUGAACAAUACUGAGUCGCCGACCACUUACAAGGACCUUUUGGCGGCACUUCCGGGGCGAAGUAUGGUGAAUCGACUUGUAUCUCGAUACUUCAACUCCAAUAGUCCCGCACUACAUAUUAUCCAUAAACCAACAUUCCAAAAGCACUACAGAAAGUUUUGGGACGAUCCCCAUGGCUCCCCGAUCAGUUUUCUCGCAUUGAUAUACGCUGUUAUGUGUCUGGGAGCCUUCGUCGCACUGGGGGCCGAUGAAGAGCACCCAAACUCUAGUGGCACUUCACCCGAAAUGGUGCAAAUUUAUCGUGGAUGUUGUGCACAAUGCCUGGCGCUAUCAAACUACGCGAAGCACUCAGGACCGUAUACCCUCGAAACGUUUCUCCUAUACAUAGAAGCCGACUUCGUCCUCAGCAAAGGUAAUCAAAUGAGCUGCUACCUGAUAGUCGGUGUUGCAGUUCGUUUGGCAUUUCGAAUGGGCCUCCAUCGAGAUCCAAACAACAUGGUAGGCACUAUUACGCCGUACCAGGGCGAGAUACGGCGUCGAAUCUGGCAUCUUUUGACCGAAAUCACAGGCAUGUCGUACACACUAGCAAAGGGUCGACUUGCUCGUGUCUUUCAAAAAAUAGUUGAGCAGGCAAAUCUAUUAACACUUCCAAACUAUGCUGAGGUAACGGCAUUGGAUCGAGAGCUACAGCAAGCCUUUUCUGCAAUUCCGCCGUUUCUUUGUGUUGUGCCCAUAGAUCUUUGUAUCACCGACUCUGCUGAGCUUAUUAUACGGCGCUUGAGCCUGGCGGUGCUUUUUCACAAAUCUCGGUGCAUCUUACAUCGUAAAUAUAUCACGAAAGUGGGAGAGAAUGCAGAAUUUUUAUACUCGAAGAAAGCUGCAAUAGAUGCUUCAAGGGAGCUUCUUCGAAUUCAGUCUGAGGUUCACGAUGCUACUCAGCCAGGGGCCGUCCUGUGCAAAGACCUGUGGGUUAUUUCGUCCUUGGCCAUGCACGACCUUCUACUCGCGGCGGUGAUACCAUAUCUGUGCUUAAUCCAAGAGAGUAUGAUCUAUUCUUCCAGAGGCCAGCAGAUACCAGACCCGCAUCAGGCAGAUAUGAUAUCAGAUCUGGAAACAUCCUGUAGGAUUUGGUACGAGACCAGAAGCAUGUCGGUUGAUACAAGCAAAGCCCAUGCUGUGCUAAGUAACAUGAUGAAACGGCUCAACUCCAUCUACCAGCGCCAUAGUGUAGAAUCAAGUGUCUACAUCGAGGCGGGUGAUGCUAGGGAAGUCCUAUCAGGGUCAUUACUGGAGCUAUCAGCGGGCGCUUUCAGCAAUUAUAGUGGUGGGCAGCACGAAGGAUUUGACGAUGCUAUUCCCUUCUCAAGUCAUACAUCUCAGUCCAAUAUCGAUUUUGGAACUAUACCCAUAAAUUUUAUUGGGGAAUCAAGUGACACGCCAAUGAAUUUUGAUUGGGACGUCUUCGACAACGGCAUUCGACAAACUCAUGCAAAUGAUCGAUCUUGGCCGAAUCUUUCUAUCCGAAAUUCGAACUCUGGAGAGGAGAACGAUUACAUCUGUGAAUUGGAAAGCUCUACUGUAUCAUCAUAA
Messenger RNA from Talaromyces marneffei, 1887 nucleotides. RefSeq lists its product as uncharacterized. The transcript is spliced from 6 exons. Gene Ontology annotation, molecular function: DNA binding; zinc ion binding. The record is from RefSeq and is a predicted model, not a curated record. The coding region runs from base 1 to 1887 and encodes 628 amino acids. Lineage: Eukaryota; Fungi; Ascomycota; Eurotiomycetes; Eurotiales; Trichocomaceae. Gene Ontology annotation, cellular component: nucleus. Gene Ontology annotation, biological process: DNA-templated transcription.